Messenger RNA from Microsporum canis CBS 113480, 864 nucleotides. RefSeq names its product S-formylglutathione hydrolase. The transcript has 4 exons. The record is from RefSeq and is a predicted model, not a curated record. NCBI's taxonomy places the organism in Eukaryota, Fungi, Ascomycota, Eurotiomycetes, Onygenales, Arthrodermataceae. Gene Ontology annotation, cellular component: cytosol. Gene Ontology annotation, biological process: formaldehyde catabolic process. Gene Ontology annotation, molecular function: S-formylglutathione hydrolase activity. The coding region runs from base 1 to 864 and encodes 287 amino acids.
AUGACUAUCACAACCAAGGCAAUCAUUGCCUCAUUUGGAGGGAAGCUUCUUAAGCUUACUCACAAUGCCACGUCCACAAAGUGUGAGAUGGCGUUCAACCUAUACCUCCCACCACAAGCAGUUACAGACUCAAACUACAAGGCUCCUGUCCUCUUCUUUCUAUCCGGAUUGACUUGUACUCCAGAUAACUGUUCCGAGAAAGGGUUUCUUCAGAGUGCAGCCAGUAAAAAAGGAAUUGCUAUCGUAUAUCCAGACACCAGCCCACGUGGUUUAGGUAUAUCUGGUGAAGAUGAUGCGUAUGAUUUUGGGACCGGGGCUGGAUUUUACAUUGACGCCACCAAAUCUCCUUAUGACAACGGCUACAACAUGUACACCUACGUAACAGAAGAACUUCCCAAAGCUGUUUUUGGUGAGUUUCCACAACUUGAUUCUGGUCGUGUCAGCAUUACUGGGCACAGUAUGGGAGGGCAUGGAGCCUUGACUUUGUUUUUGAGAAACCCAGGGAAAUAUAAAUCAGUCUCGGCGUUUGCACCAAUUUCUAACCCAAUUAACUGCCCAUGGGGCCAAAAGGCUUUUGAGGGCUACUUUGGUGAUGAUAAGGCCAAGUGGAAGCAGCACGACGCUACCGAAUUAGUUAAGCAAUGGAAAGGGCCGCUGAGUAUUUUGAUUGAUGUGGGUACUGGUGAUAAUUUCUAUAAACAAGGGCAACUUUUGCCAGAAAACUUCCUUAAAGCUGCAAAGGAAGCUGGGGUUGAUUCUGAGAUUAAUGUGCGUUAUCAACCCGAUUAUGAUCAUAGUUAUUUUACCAUAGCUACGUUCGCAGACGACCAUAUUGAGCAUGCCGCUCGAUACCUCUUUGCUUAA